This is a messenger RNA of Paramecium pentaurelia, 309 nucleotides long. NCBI's taxonomy places the organism in Eukaryota, Ciliophora, Oligohymenophorea, Peniculida, Parameciidae. The record is from the annotation of a GenBank genome assembly.
AUGGGAUAAAGCUGUUGCAAUAAGUAAACAAUCGAAUAAAGUAAUGAACAAAUGACUGAGUGGUGCUAAAAUAUUGAAGGAGUCAAAUUUUGCGAAAACCUUGAUGAUAUAUUUAACUCACAUGAUUGUAAUUCUAAUCAAGCAAGAGUGCUAAGCUCUUAAAUAAUAUUUACAUUUUAAUAGUAACUGCCUCCUACAUUAUCGUAAGAAAGUAUAAAUUACGAUAAAAUGAACAGUUUAUAAAAAGAAAGCUUAGAUGAAGAAAGCCCUUCAUUUAAGGCAUAACAACUUAGAUUCUUAAGAAAAUGA